GCCGCCGGAUGUGACGUCAGAGGUCAGGUGGUACUGUUUCCGGGGUGGAAGGUCACGCGCGUAAGAGCCGUCACAAACCUGACAAUGUUGCUGCGAAGCCUGCUGAGCGCGGGGGGGCAGGCGUGGAGACACAGCAGAUGCAUCCACCACAGUCCGGCCUGGAGGAACCCGCUCAUACCCAUCGUGGUGGAGCAGACGGGCAGAGGAGAGCGGGCCUACGACAUCUACUCGCGCCUCCUGAGGGAGAGGAUCAUCUGCGUGAUGGGGCCGAUCGAUGACUCGGUGGCCAGCCUGGUCAUCGCCCAGCUGCUCUUCCUGCAGUCGGAGAGCAACAACAAGCCCAUCCACAUGUACAUCAACAGCCCCGGCGGCGUGGUGACGUCCGGCCUGGCCAUCUACGACACCAUGCAGUACAUCCUGAACCCCAUCUCCACGUGGUGCGUGGGCCAGGCGGCCAGCAUGGGCAGCCUGCUGCUGGCCGCCGGCACCUCGGGCAUGAGGCACUCGCUGCCCAACGCCCGCAUCAUGGUGCACCAGCCGUCCGGCGGAGCCCGGGGCCAGGCCACCGACAUCGCCAUCCAGGCCGAGGAGAUCCUCAAGCUGAAGAGACAGAUCAACAACAUCUACGCCAAGCACACGACGCAGCCGCUGGAGACCAUCGAGGGCGUGAUGGAGCGGGACCGCUACAUGAGCCCCAUGGAGGCCCAGGACUUCGGCCUGAUCGACAAGGUCCUGGUCCACCCCCCGCAGGCGGGCUGGGACGAGCCGGAGCUGGUGCAGAAGGAGCCGGCGGCAGCAGCCAGCCCCGCGCCACAGCCGGAGACGGCAGCGCCGGAGCAGCCCCCGCCCGGGACCAACCCCCCCUCCUCCUACAAGCCCGAGCCCUGAGCCCCGAGCCCCGAGCCGGGAACCCCUCCUCUGCAGCCGCUCCUCCUCCGGACUAUGAAAUAACAGAAAACACCUUUACUCUCCAGCUGGAACUGAAGCCAGGAAACCACAGGGUCUCACCCCGUUAAGACGUGUGACGGGUGUUUGUUUCUGCACACGAGCUGGUUUCAGGAGGAGGAAGCGUCCAGGUCACACAGCCCAACAACACAUCCUCUCUUUGUUAUUCAUAUUUGUAAUAAAUAUUAUUUUGACCUCAA
This is a messenger RNA of Cololabis saira (Pacific saury), 1145 nucleotides long. RefSeq names its product caseinolytic mitochondrial matrix peptidase proteolytic subunit (gene clpp). Gene Ontology annotation, molecular function: ATP-dependent peptidase activity; serine-type endopeptidase activity; ATPase binding. Lineage: Eukaryota; Metazoa; Chordata; Actinopteri; Beloniformes; Belonidae. Gene Ontology annotation, cellular component: endopeptidase Clp complex. The record is from RefSeq and is a predicted model, not a curated record. The transcript is spliced from 7 exons. Gene Ontology annotation, biological process: protein quality control for misfolded or incompletely synthesized proteins. The coding region runs from base 85 to 888 and encodes 267 amino acids.